AUGUCGCAGUUCAGAGCCGCCCGCCUCGAUCUGGGCUCCUUUAUCAAUGGCCGCAACAUUCGCGACCACACCAAGCGCAAGGUCUUCGCCCAGUUUGAGCCCGAGAGGCAAGCGCUGCGCUACAUGAUCCGCAACACCCUCCUUCCCCAGCGCGUCCGCGCCCAGGCCCAGCUCGAGCUUUCGCAGAUGCACGCCUACACCCGCUCCACCCAGUUCAAGAACAGGUGUAUAAUGGGAGGCAAGGGAAGAGGUAUCAUGAGCGACUUCAGGAUGGGUAGAUACCAAUUCCGUAUAAACGCUCUGGCUGGAAAUAUCCCCGGUGUCAAGAAGGCCAGCUGGUAG
Molecule: messenger RNA, 342 nt
Organism: Lasiodiplodia theobromae
Lineage: Eukaryota; Fungi; Ascomycota; Dothideomycetes; Botryosphaeriales; Botryosphaeriaceae
Product: Mitochondrial 37s ribosomal protein
Exons: 3
Coding region: 1-342 (113 amino acids)
Biological process (GO): translation
Cellular component (GO): mitochondrial small ribosomal subunit; ribosome
Molecular function (GO): structural constituent of ribosome
Source: RefSeq, a predicted model, not a curated record